GAAUAAUCGCUGAGGAGCUCCUGUCGUCCGUAUUCUUAUUAGCAGACGAGAGAACACAUAGACAUAUGCAAACUCUUUACAGCUGCCCGAAAAGGAAAAUCAAAUAGAACACGAUGACAUCCACCGGUGUGGGAAUGACGUCGUCUCUGCGCCUCGUCCAUGCGCGGGGAAGUCCGUCGCGCCAGCUCUGUGCUGCAGUCGCAUCACGUUCGUCUCGUCGUGCAGCUUUCUAUAAAGCAGAAUCUUGUUCCAAGCAGAUAUCGCCUUUCUCGUCCACCAGUUCCUCCUCCAGUUCCUCCUCACUGCCGGCGCACCUCGCCGUUCUCGGUGCGGGCCAGAUGGGCACCGGCAUCGCUCUCGUCGCGGCCAGGCAGAAGGUCGCGAUGAAAGUACACGUAUUGGACGCGUUUUCCGAUUCUUUGGAAAAAUCCAAGAAAUUCGCCGAGAAGUGGUGUAGCAAGGAAGUGGAAAAAAGCCGUUUGACCGAGGCGGAGAAAGAGGAAUUGUUAUCCGAAGUCCUCGUUUUCCCACAAGAAGGCGCAGACUACAGUGCGGUGGGAAACUGUGACUUCGUGAUCGAAGCGGUUUCCGAGAAUUUAGACUUGAAGCACAAACUAUACAAAACUCUCGUGACGGAGUUCAAACUACCAGCUAGCGCCGUUCUUGCUUCGAACACCAGCUCAAUCUCGAUAACCAAACUCGCCGCCGGGGUCCCGGAAAACCCCGAAAGGUUCGUCUAUCCUGAGUAAAAACGUCCCCACACCAGAGUUGUAAUGCAGAUUUGCACAGACAGGAAGGCUUGUAAUGCGCAUCCCCAUGAGAGCCAUUUCCAGUCGUGUUUUGGAAUUUGUGAUGCUGUGAACAGGAUGAGCAGAUGAAUCUGUGAAGCGGCUGCACUUGCUACGCUGCACUACACUGCAGAGCGCAACUUGUCACGCAUGACUCACAAAGCACCUAGGUUUGUGUUGCAAAAUCCCCAUCCUGACUCUGGUGUGGGUACGUUUUUACUCAGGAUAUCGUCGGCAUGCACUUCAUGAAUCCGGUGCCGGUCAUGCCGCUCGUGGAAAUUAUACGGGGGUUAUCCUGUGCAAAAGUAUCGUACUCGUACUAAUUCCAUUUAUGCAUUACAAAUCUAGUUCCCAAGGCAAAUCCGCAUUACAAAUUCAAUUUGUAAUGCUGAGCCAAUUUGUAUUGCAAUUUAUACUAGUACGUUACUUUUGCAAUUCAAAGGGGUUGCAAACCAGCGACGAAACGCACAAAAGGACCUUGGAAAUGGUGUCUUUGAUGAAAAAAGAUCCGGCGACGAGUCAGGAUAGACCGGGGUUCAUAGGUAUAGAAAAUUAUGGUAUAAUUGUUGCUGAACUGCACCUAAUAUUCCCACGCAUGCGUGGUACCCAUAUGAGGAACUCGAGGAGCCUCAGAAGUUAUUUUUAUUUUUCUGGACGACGAAAAAACCUAGCCUCAGUCAACGACGUUACCACUAGGGUAUCAGGGCAGGCUAUUCCUGCCGCGCGUCGGAGGAGGGAGUAGCGCCGAGCCACGCUCGAACUAAUCAUCAUCAUUCUGCGUCUGUUUCAAGUGACUGAAUAAUUUGCCAAAAAAUACAUCACACUUUGAUCACUUGAUCAGCCAACCGCGUUCUGAUGCCGUACAUCAACGAGGCCUGCUUUUUAUGCACUGCAAAAGUAUCGUACUCGUAUAUAUAAAUGCAUGACAAAUUUCCUCAGCAUGAGAAAUAAAAUUUGUCAUGCGGAUUUACCAUCAGAAAAAAAUUUGUAAUGCAUAAAUGCAAUUACUACGAGUACGAUACUUUUGCACAGGAUACUUUUGCCUGCAGGAGAAGAUCGCCACCCGGGAGGACAUCGACAAAAUUCUGAAGCUCGGCACCAACGUACCCAUGGGGCCGCUGACACUCGCAGACUUCAUCGGCCUGGACACCUGCCUCGCCAUCAUGCGGGUGUUGCACCAGGAGCUCGGCGACUCCAAGUACCGUCCAAGCCCACUGCUGGUAAACUACGUGGAAGCCGGAUAUUUGUACGAGGGUGCACAACUCCCCCUCCCCCUCAUUUGUAUGGUAUCAACCGCAUUACAAACACCAGUACAGGUGGACCCUGUGCAUGACAAGUUCAUGCGCCGAGUGUAGUACUGUUUGGAUUUCUGGAAUUUGUCAUGCACACGGUGCCACAAGGUAGCAACUGGAUUUGGGUUUUUGCAUGGCAAAUGAGGGGGAGGGGGAGUUGUGCACUGUCAUAACUUGGGUAAAAAAUCGGGAAGAGGGUUCUAUGACUACUGAGAGGUCGUACCCGCUACAUGCUGGUGGAGCAACCUCUUUCAAAUUUUUUUUGAUAGGCUGCAAAGAAACACUGUGUAGUUGACAGUCACGUGUUGUACCGCUGCACAUGAAGUCUCUGGUCCGCGCGCAUAAUAGUUGCAAACUCCUAAACCUGGACUAGGACUUGCAACGACCUUUACAGCAAAGGUUGUUGCGCAAGGAACUAGGGUGUGCACUUUUUCACUCAGAGAGAAGAUGAAGAUCUUGAAGGUUCACCAAUUCUUCUCAGACUCAGAGUGAUCAUGAGCAACGUUUGCGCCAGCAUACGCCAAGAUGUUGAUAACGUGGAAC
Amoebophrya sp. A120 is the source of this 2623-nucleotide messenger RNA. The record is from the annotation of a GenBank genome assembly. NCBI's taxonomy places the organism in Eukaryota, Dinophyceae, Syndiniales, Amoebophryaceae.